AUGAAAGAGCUCUGGGAGAAAGUCACAACAAAGCUCUCUGAAAUUUCUCUAGAGCAACCUAAUGCGGCUGCCGCCUAUUUGGCAAAAGACGGCGGUAAAACAGACACUUGGGAGGAAAAACACAGCGAGAUGCAUUUAAAAUAUAGAGACAAGCUUGUUUUUGACACGACCUACUUGGGCAAACUUGUUAUCGGGACCACAGAUGAUAUUGCAAAUGAAGUCGAACAUGCUAUUCAGUCAUUCCUAAGGGCAAAUUCCAUCUUGAAAGACAUCAUAAAAGUACCAAAAAAUGUGUAUAGGUUGAUGAAACGCCAUCACGAGAGCGAUGUUCAAAGAAUUGCAAGUGCUUUGUACUCAGGGCAAGUUCGUAUAGUUUCAAAAGAUGAUGCACAUGCUUUUGAAAUAUCUGGUACAAAAGAUGGAAUGGAGCAGGCAAAGACUCAAGUUGAAGCACUUUUGACAAAGGUAAACAAGAAGCAGCACGAAGUCAGAAAACCAGGUCUUGGAGAAUAUAUGCAAACUGAGAAGGGAAGUGAAAUUACGCGAGCAGUUGAAUCAGCGUUUCCAUGUGUUAUAUCCAUGAAUGACGGCUGUGAUGACAUUGGAAGUGAAAACAUUCGAGUAAUUGCAAGCUGUACUGGUUAUGAAAAUCGAAGAAUGUUCGCUGCAGUUGGUGAUAUGUCAGAAAUAAACGUCGACGUUAUUGUAAAUCCUUCUGACGACAACAUAGGUCUAUUCGGAGGACUAGGAAAAGUCUUAAAAAUUAAAGGAGGACUAGCGCUUGAACGCCCUUGCAGAGAUUACAUCAAAAACAACGGCCCACUGAGUGAGGGAGAGGUUUUUGUAUCCCCGGCAGGAAACCUGAAAGCAAAGCACAUAAUUCAUGUGGUUGGUCCGGCUUGGAAGGACGGUACUCACCAAGAGGUUGAAAAUCUGGCAGAGGUGGUGUUCAAGGCAAUGAAACAAGCGUCUAUGAAAAACCUUAAAUCUCUUGCCAUGCCUGCUAUUAGUUGUGGUGUGUAUGGAUUUCCUGUAAAGAAAGCGACAGGCAUUAUUGUAGCGGCCGUCAAGAACUUUUUCCGGAAGGAACAAGAUAGCUCUUUGACAGAGAUCUACCUAUGUGAUAUGAAUGGCGGCACAGUGAAUGCUUUUACCGAAGCUCUACAGAAGGAAUGGGGUGCCAAGAAUGUCGAAAAACAUGCAAACAAGUCACAACAUCGGAAACCUGGAAUGGUUUCACAGACGUUGAUGAAGAAGUGCGGAAAGCCGCUUUUGGAUGAGGCAAACUCAAAGAGUAAUUGCCUUAAGGAAAUCAAACGGAAUGCAGACGAACACCAUGUAGACUAUAAACUAAUUGGUGGAGAUAUCCAGAUAUUUGGUGUUAUGCAAAAUGUGGUCAAAGUCACAGAUGAUAUAUACACAUCUUUGCGUGAUGCGGCAAAAAUAGAGCAAGAGCACAAUGCAGCUGUUAUACUUAAAGACAUCGUUCAGUGGUAUUGGAUGGAACAGACUGAAAUGACAGAUGAAUUGAAACCCUAUGAAAUGAUGAUGAACUAUCAAAUAGAGCAGGCAUUCAAGACACAAGAGGACAAGUUCACUUACACUGACAAUGGAGAAACGGUGAUCGUUGACUUUAAGAACUAUUCCGAGUAUUGCCAGUCCAAGCCAGGCGAAGAAGAUACUAUUCUUCGAAAAUAUAUAAUCAAAGAAUUUAGCGGAGAGGUUCCUGCCAACUGGAGACCCAUGAAGGGUAAUUUACUGGUGUAUAAGUUGGCCCCUGCUGACAAGGAGUACACUGAUUUAUCCGGGACAUUCAACACGUCCAGUGGUGGAGGCUACAUUAUUCACUCGAUUGAGAAAGUUCAAAACAAAUCACUGUGGCUACAGUAUGAAGCUAAAAAGAAACAACUCGAGGGACAGAAUCCUGCAGGAACGAAAAACGAGCAAUUCCUGUGGCACGGUACAUCUGAAGACACUGUGGACAGUGUCAACGCACAUGGUUUCAACAUGAGCUACUGUGGGAAAAACGCUACGGCCUUUGGGAAUGGCGUUUAUUUUUUUGUAAAUGCAAACUAUUCCUGUCAAGAUACGUAUUCAAGACCCGGUACACAGGGACUUAAGAAAAUGUAUUACUGCGCUGUUUUGACUGGUGAAUUCAUUUUGGGAAAAUCGGGAAUGCGCGUCCAGCCACCGAAACCUAACGCAGGAAAGAAUGCCUUGUACGAUUCCGUCGUAAAUAAUGUUGCUGGUCCAGCUAUGUAUAUAAUAUUUAACGACACACAGACCUACCCUCUUUACAUAAUAACGUUUAAGAAACAGUAG
This is a messenger RNA of Mya arenaria, 2322 nucleotides long. RefSeq names its product protein mono-ADP-ribosyltransferase PARP14-like. Gene Ontology annotation, biological process: negative regulation of gene expression. The coding region runs from base 1 to 2322 and encodes 773 amino acids. The record is from RefSeq and is a predicted model, not a curated record. NCBI's taxonomy places the organism in Eukaryota, Metazoa, Mollusca, Bivalvia, Myida, Myidae. The transcript has 11 exons. Gene Ontology annotation, cellular component: nucleus; cytoplasm. Gene Ontology annotation, molecular function: NAD+ poly-ADP-ribosyltransferase activity; transcription corepressor activity.